CUGUCGUACACACCUCCUAUACAUGCUUAUGCUGUACCUUGGAUGGCGCUAAGGCUUUGAGUGCUUCACCAUGAGAAACGGGGCUCUGUUGGCUGUUGCAGGUGCCGCCGUACUGAUCAAUGCGUUCUGCUCCAGCGGCGUGAUACGCUGCGACGCCCUUGUCUUGCGCGGAGGCAUCAAGCGGCGUGAUAGCACCAUCAGACGAGUGAGAGGUGGGGUGUCAGACCUCCGAGCUGCUUGGAUCGAUGAACAGGUCUCGCUCGAGGUGCCAGCGUCCACCCAGGACGCGUACUCCCUGUAUUCGGAUCUCCAGAGGCAGCCGGAGUGGUCUCCCUGGCUCAAAAGUGUCCAGCAUGACCGCGCAACCGGGACCUCGAAGUGGGUCAUCCAAUCCAACGGCAUCAAGGUUUCCUGGAACGCCCAAAACACCGUGGAGGUGUACGGGUCGGAGGUGGCGUGGGAGAGCACGACGGGCCUCAGCAACCGGGGUCGAGUGACGUUCGACGACAAGGGGGGCGAGCGAUGCCUCAUGACGCUGACGCUGUCGUACAACCUGCCGUGAUAGCGUCCGUGCUGCGGUUGGAGGCCGUCGAAAGGUUCGUCAAGCGGACCAUCCUCAGCGACCUUGCGCGGUUCAAGAAGGUGCUGAUUCGACAGCUGGAGACGGCGCCUGCCUCUCCUAAAUUUAGCACCGCUCCCAAGGAAUCGGUCCACGGCACCCCUGGUGCUGGUGCUGGUGCUACUGCUGCUGCCGCUGCUUCAACUGUCGCCGGUGCUGCCACUUCCAGCGCUGCGCCUGCAGCUGCUCCUGCACCUACUCCUCCUGCGGUGGCUGCUCCUACGACGACCCCUGCUUCGUCUGCCGCUGUCACCACCACCACCACCACUGCUGCUGCUGCUGCUGCUGCCGCUGUUGCUACUGCUGACGACGCUGCUGGUGCUCCGAGCGUAGCCGCCGGCGCGGAUGGCGUGGAAUCAGAGGGCGAGGCCAAGGACAGUACUCGCGCUCCUGGGCGACGAUCGCGAUGGAGACGGAGAUUUCGGAGAUUGCUGCGGCGAGACCGGGGCCGAGAAGCUGCCGCGCCUUCGGCGGUGGCGGCGGGGGUAGAACAUGACGGAUCGUAAGGACAAACGGAGACGUGGGAAUGAAACUUGUAGGACCUCGGGGUUUCGUGGCGCCGUUUUUGCCGGCAAUCAUGUUAACAGUAAGUACAGUGAACGGGUAGUCUUUCUAUGCUUUCUGUGCUAUGUAUAUUUUCGAAAAAAAUAUCAUGCAAGCAAGCGAGUGAAUCGAUCGUUUUUUUGUAGUAUAAAUUUUGCUCAUCUAUAAACUUUGCUCAUCUAUGGUCAUAGGCAGCUGGUCUUAAUUGGGCCUGCGCGUUUGUUUCUUGCUGAAACAACGAUGGGGGUUGGACACAUGCACACACCUUUUUCCGGCUCGCGGCUUGAUGGUGUUUUCCCGCGUUGCUGCCGAGCUGCUGCAGCCCUUUUGCAUGUCUUUUGUCGUUCUUCGACCAGAGACCGGACGAGACGAAAAGCUCGAUCAAUGGGCAGAGCCGUUCACUGCACCCACCCGCGGCGUGAUGGCACCCAGUGGGUCGCGGCAUUGCGUCGCAUCCACGGCCUUUUGACAGUCGUUCCCGCCACAGGGGGAGAAAACGAGAAACGCUCCCUAUAGGAUUUCAGCUGAAUGCCACGAAAGUUAUGAUCGUUUCCGUCGGCAUCGGCAAAAUCGUGUUUGCGAUUAGAUAUGCCUGCCAGAAUCUAUGUUAGCAUCCGUUCUCCGGGGGGGUGAGUGUUUUUUUGCCCCAAUCUGAUAAGCCCACCCCUCCCGCUUUUCUAAACAAAACAACACGAUUUUUUGUUGAUAGAAUCGACGUUAAAAACGACCGUUCAGCGGGGGCUAAUUUCUUGCUGCUGUCUUGCCAUCCCUACAUUACCACGGGCUCCAAAGGCGCAGGCAGCACAGAACGCAAAGCCCUGUUGUCACUUUCUUGCGAACAAGUGUUGAAAUCUCCACCCUUCUCAUCUGAACUAUUUACACACAAAAAUACAUACUGCUGGGCAUUUCCCCUACCCAAUGUCAGCAACUACCACCGUACGCCACCAAAAAAACUGGGAGUCGCGCCAAGUGCUCACCAGCGUAAGAGAAGAGUGAUUUUGUCUGAAAAAACAAAAAACGAAGACAUAAUCCGACAGAGCUACGCGAGGAAAACAAGCAAGUGUCUUCAAAAUUCCUCGAUUCUUUUUUCAAUUUUUCUGUUCGUCCUCCUUCGGACCGGACGAAUGAGACCUUCGCGCGCUCAUCGCAUUCCACCCGACAGUGAUGCAUACGAGCUAGCUACUGCUGUGCUGGCGCCCGCUCCCCUUGGUCCACCUUCCGCUGAGCGGGAGAGACACAAAUAGACUUGUUGUUCUUGACAUGAAACGUUCCGGUCUCCACUCAGUACCUUCUAGGGUCCGUACUCGUCCAACUGCAUAGGACGCCUUCCGUGGUCACAAGCCAGCUACCUGAAGACGAGACAUGUGAUGGGUACUCUAAAUUCAAGUAUGCACCCGAAAAAUACUGAUCUGUCAGAGCUCCAGAGAUCCUGGAAAAUGCAAAACUUCCGUGGUCACAAGCCAGCUACACCUGAAGACGAGACACUGGAGUACUCCAAAUUCAAGUGUACACUCGAAUAGUACUGAUUGGUCAGAGCUCGCGAGAUAGAAGAUGCAAACUCUACCCGAGAGCCCGAGAGAAACAAUCCCAACGCCAAUUAAUUAUCGUUCAUCUUAAGGACUCGUUUCACACCCAGCAUGGAGGCGUACAGUACGCCGCCAAACCCCUGAAGCAAGUAUCUCUACUGCUUGCUUGCUGCCUCUCUUUCCAUGUCGAUGCUACAGUAUAUCCUUCACCUUGUUUUUUUUAUGGAGUUCUUCACCGGAAAGAAGUACAGCGACAACGGCAUCAAGCGAAAGCCCAAAAUACACACAAAAACACGCGCGUUCUAGGAAACAAGAGCUAACUAGUAAGGGGGCCUACAGACCCAACACCCGACCACACUACAAUACAUGCUGCGUUUACGCGGUCGUGGGAUAAGGGCAGCAGCAGCUGAAAAAAUGAGGUCGAUAACUUUUAUCUUGAACGCACUGCCACAGUCGCAGCAUUUGCGACCUCAACACACACCAGCACCCUGUGAAGUGUAAUUCGAGCCUGUGUUUUGCGUACAUUCUGACUUUGUUUUUUUCCGCCGGUUUUGAAUUGAAGAUGAACUUGCAUAUUCACUGCAACUCUGCACAACCGCCAUCAGGCAGACC
This is a messenger RNA of Ectocarpus siliculosus, 3300 nucleotides long. The record is from the annotation of a GenBank genome assembly. Lineage: Eukaryota; Phaeophyceae; Ectocarpales; Ectocarpaceae.